Fraxinus pennsylvanica is the source of this 306-nucleotide messenger RNA. The record is from the annotation of a GenBank genome assembly. Lineage: Eukaryota; Viridiplantae; Streptophyta; Magnoliopsida; Lamiales; Oleaceae.
AUGGGACAGCACCCGGGAGAGUUCAUAUCUUUUUUAUCAUCCUCAACAACAACAGCAGCAUUGCAAAGCAAUUCUGAUUUGUUUUUGAAAGAUCUGCUCGACCAACGGCUUUCACCUCCAACUGGCCAAAUAGCAGACGGAGUGGUGUUUUUAGUAACCAUUGCAUUAGCAUGCACACGGGCCUCACCACAGUCGAGGCCUAAUAUGCGUUUUGUUGCACAAGAAUUGUCAGCUAAGACUCAGGCUUACUUUCCAGAGCCACUGGGAGCAAUAACAAUUGGGAAAAUAACAAAUUUCCAGAAAUAG